Molecule: messenger RNA, 1122 nt
Organism: Colletotrichum godetiae
Lineage: Eukaryota; Fungi; Ascomycota; Sordariomycetes; Glomerellales; Glomerellaceae
Product: class I glutamine amidotransferase-like protein
Exons: 3
Coding region: 282-1025 (247 amino acids)
Cellular component (GO): cytosol
Source: RefSeq, a predicted model, not a curated record
CGUGAUUAACGUUCCAGCGUCCGAUUCCCGGAGAUGGUGUGAAGUGAAUGCUCCGAGUUUAGCCGGACCACCUUGCCGGGCUGGUGGAGCGCGCUUUAGCUUAUCUAUGUGUCCGAAACUCCGACGGCAUUGACUCAAGAACACGGAGCAACCCACUUCGUUCUUAUCAAGAGUGUGCCGCACUGCAACACCUACAAACCUCGACCGUAACUUCACUCCACAUAGACAUUACACCACGCCAAAGAACGAAGGCUCAGCUAUAAUUCACAUUUCGCAUAAAUAUGGGUUCAUUACCCCAAGCAACUCCAUUUAGAGUCGCCAUCGUCAAGGCCUACGAGAUCGACGAGCCAAAGCAUAGGGGGAUGCUGCAGUCGUUUCGAGAUAACGUCUUGCAACAAGUUCCAGAUGCAAUCAUCGACGCAUACCGACCGAUGAAGGAAGACGGUCACCUCCCUGCGCCUGUGGACUACGAUCUCAUCAUCAUCACCGGCGGACUGAGCAACCUGUGCCAGGCAACUUAUGAGCCUUGGGUUGACACCACGCUAGGAUGGAUUCGUCAAGUGGUGGAGCAGCAACACAUCACGAAGACGAAGCUGCUCGGCAUCUGCUGGGGUCACCAGGCAAUCGCAACAGCUCUCUCUGGCAAGGUCGGGAGUUUUGAACAUCCAAGAGUUGGCGUCGAGGACCUUGCUCUGAACGAUGACGGCAAAGCAGUUUUUGGAAAGGAGUCGCUAAAAAUCACAAAAUUCCACAAACGCUUUGUCCAGGACGUUCCGAGCGGCUUCAAGCCACUGGCGCCGGAAAACGAGGUUCUUCUGUCCGACUCUGGGCUCGUGCUGUCGCUUCAAGGCCACCCCGAGAUUUACGGAGAGCUGUCAAGACAACUUUUCGACAUGAACGUGCCAUACUACAGAGCGACACUGCCAACCGAGGACGAUCUUCAGCGAUACUACUCUGAGAUGUCCUCGAGUGAGCAAGAUGCCAAGCUGAUUUUCCAGAAGGUUACUCAGUGGGCCCAGUCAUGACCUCUCUGAACACAGGCCAAGUUUUCGAUUCCGACAUAGAUACAUGUACUUAUGAUUUGAAUGAAGCGUAGAUUUUGCCAGUAAAUACCACAACGUU